UUGGUGGCUGUGUACGAGAGCUCGUGUCGUCGUGCUAGAACGGAUUAACGCGCUGCGCGCUGUGAAUUGGUUCAACCAACUAAUACCAACAAACGAACCGACACACACAUACACACAUACGAGCGUCAAAGAGGCAGCCACAGUAGACGAGACGGGACGUGAAAGUGAAUAGCUUGACUUGAAAGGGGACGGCGGCGGCGGCGUACGAAAGCGAAUGUGAAAAGUGAAAUUAAUUUUUGUCUGCGACUUUGUUGAAGUUGAAAUUCGUAAUCGGAACGCGGCGGUAGGCGAUGAUGGCGCUAAUGGUGUCGGAUUGACGGUCGUUACAGCGUACACGAAACAAAAAAAAAACAAAAAACCAACAACAACAACAACAACGCGUAAAAGUCAUAACGAACGUUAUAAAAUGAAAUGUACGAGCUUGCUAAUGAGGGUCGGCAACGAAGCAGCUUCGCACGAAAUAAUUUACUAGAAUAUCACCAGCAGCAACAGCACCAAACACAUUGUGACGACGAGCGCAAAAUGCAACAACAACAAGUACACUUCAACGCGCUCCUCCCAUGACAUAUGUACAAUAAGCUAACGAGUUCUAUAGAUAUAUACAUACACAUACAACAACUGCAACAAUAUCGUUCAUAACGGCCAGGCACGAGAUAUUAUCACGUAUGACCGCCAACUCAGCCAUAUCACAGCGCAGCACAACAACAAAAACACGAUAAUGUUGUGCAAAACAAAAGGAAGUAGCAGUCGAGGCAAACGAAAAGCGCUUGAGAGAAGUAGCAGCAGCAGCGACAGCGGGAGUGGUAGUGCCGCGAUAAGCCAUCGGUGGACGGACAAUUGCACGUUGCUACUUUUGGUCAUACUCACAUUGACGCAUAUUCCCAGCGCGAGAUGUAAGCGAAAAGAAAUGGCCGCCGGUCGUUUGGAGAAUGUCACACAAACUAUUUCGAAAAUCCUCCAAGGUUACGACAUACGACUGCGUCCGAAUUUCGGCGGUGAGCCAUUGCACGUGGGUAUGGAUCUCACAAUAGCCAGCUUUGAUGCCAUAUCAGAAGUAAACAUGGACUACACCAUCACCAUGUAUUUAAACCAGUACUGGCGAGAUGAGCGGCUAGCCUUCAACGCAUACGGACCAUACUAUGACGACGAUGCAGACGACGAUGGCGUCAAUGAUGUGCUGACGCUCUCUGGCGACUUCGCAGAGAAAAUUUGGGUACCCGACACAUUUUUUGCGAACGACAAAAAUAGUUUCUUACAUGACGUCACCGAGCGCAACAAACUGGUGCGCUUGGGUGGCGAUGGCGCUGUCACCUAUGGCAUGCGCUUCACAACAACACUCGCCUGCAUGAUGGAUUUGCACUAUUAUCCGUUGGAUUCGCAAAAUUGUACAGUGGAAAUUGAGAGUUAUGGCUACACUGUCAGCGAUGUGGUGAUGUACUGGAAGCCCACACCGGUGCGCGGUGUCAUGGAUGCCGAGUUGCCACAGUUCACCAUAAUCGGUUACGGUACGAAUGAUCGUAAAGAGCGUUUAGCCACUGGUAUAUAUCAGCGGUUGUCGCUCUCUUUCAAAUUGCAACGGAAUAUUGGUUAUUUUGUAUUUCAAACAUAUCUGCCAAGCAUAUUGAUUGUGAUGCUCUCGUGGGUGUCCUUCUGGAUCAACCAUGAGGCGACGAGUGCGCGCGUCGCAUUAGGGAUAACCACCGUGCUCACUAUGACUACAAUAAGCACCGGUGUGCGCAGUUCCUUGCCAAGGAUAUCUUAUGUCAAAGCCAUUGACAUUUAUUUGGUGAUGUGCUUCGUGUUCGUUUUCGCUGCGCUGCUUGAGUACGCAGCUGUCAAUUACACGUAUUGGGGCAAGCGCGCCAAGAAAAAAGUGAAAAAGUCCAAAGAUGGUGAAGGCAGAAAAACAGGCAAGGGCGAUAAAUCCGAAACGUGUUCAACAGCCGAUGACAUCAUCGAAUUGCAGGAUGUGCGCAUGAGUCCUAUACCCUCAUUGCGUAAAGGCAACUACAAUAGCACGCUCGGCUCCAUAGGCACCGAAACUGUGGACCUGGCAAAGUUUCCACCGAGCUUUAGAAUUACGCGCAAUUAUGGCACAAAUCGUACACAUUUGCGUUAUAGAGGCCAAAAAGGCAAACCACGCAUGCUGCAUGCGCUGAAACGAGGCGCUUCGGCCCUCAAAGCAACUAUACCGAAAAUCAAAGAUGUUAACAUUAUCGACAAAUAUUCACGCAUGGUGUUCCCAGUCAGCUUUUUAGCCUUCAAUCUGGGCUAUUGGCUGUUCUACAUUCUGGAAUGA
Bactrocera tryoni is the source of this 2299-nucleotide messenger RNA. It is a transcript of the gene Lcch3, whose product is annotated as gamma-aminobutyric acid receptor subunit beta-like. Gene Ontology annotation, molecular function: neurotransmitter receptor activity; GABA-A receptor activity; extracellular ligand-gated monoatomic ion channel activity. Lineage: Eukaryota; Metazoa; Arthropoda; Insecta; Diptera; Tephritidae. Gene Ontology annotation, biological process: chemical synaptic transmission; nervous system process; regulation of membrane potential. The transcript is spliced from 10 exons. Gene Ontology annotation, cellular component: GABA-A receptor complex; synapse; neuron projection. The coding region runs from base 719 to 2299 and encodes 526 amino acids. The record is from RefSeq and is a predicted model, not a curated record.